This is a messenger RNA of Schizophyllum commune H4-8, 1512 nucleotides long. RefSeq lists its product as uncharacterized. The coding region runs from base 1 to 1512 and encodes 503 amino acids. The record is from RefSeq and is a predicted model, not a curated record. The transcript has 3 exons. NCBI's taxonomy places the organism in Eukaryota, Fungi, Basidiomycota, Agaricomycetes, Agaricales, Schizophyllaceae.
AUGGUUGCCAUCAACGCUCGCUCGUCUGCUCUCGCUGUGUCUCUUGUUCUCGCUACGCUGGCCUCUGUCGACGCGCUCCCGGUGCAGAAGGAUCUCUCGAGCUCUCCCCAGAAGCAGUCGUCUCGCUCUGCGAACGCUAUGAAGAAGGUCUCUUCGAGGUCUCGGUUCCUCCGGCGGGAGCCAAUGGUAAUCACCGAGGAACUUCACGGUCCGGUGCACCAGCAGGCGUCGUUCUCGAUUCCGAAGCGGGAGGAGGGUCUCGCUGCUCGUGACCAUGACCACAACCACGAUUACGCUCACGAACACGACCAUGAGCAUGACCGCCACCACUAUGAGCACGAUCACGACCAUGACCGCGACCAUGACCACCACCAUCGUCGCUCGAUCGCCAUCGCCAAUGACUAUGGCUCGUCCUACGUCUUGUCACGGUCCGCUGGCAAGCGCGAGCAGCAGGGUGUUCCGGGCUUCAUAAACAUCAUGAGCGAUCAAAAGAAGCUCGGAUCCCUUAUUCUCGACACGUCCAACUCGUCUCACUACGUGCUCGACGCGUCAGAGAAGAAUUCGACCGAGAUGUAUCUCGUGUCGGCCGGCGAGGGCUCGGGACCCGGACAAUAUCUUGUUCAGGUCCCCCUCAUCGACAUGCAAACCGCCUCCGUCGUUCCCUACUGCGCGACGUACGAUCCCAACCCUCCUCAGGCUGAACCCCUCACCGUCGAGAAGUGCUACGAUUCGACGCAAGCUCAGACGCACAAGAGCCAAUACUUUGCGUUCGAUAAGGAGACCGGUGUCAUCCACCCAAUGUGGUACAGUGACAAGGACUCCACGGACGACAACACGGCUGCUGCCAAAGCUGUCGACGGAUCGGAUGCGCCAGAGGGAUCGGACAUCGCGUCGGUGACCGACGAGGGUGACCUUAUGUCUCGCGAUGACUCCUCGCAGAACAUGACCGCGCAGUCUGUGACGCUAGUCUUCGCUCCUGCUGGAACGCAGGUCGAGAACGUGGACGAUGUUACCUCUAGCAGCAUCUCCUCUGUGCCGACGUCAACAGCCUCGACAGCGACUGUCUCCCGAACCGCCACCUCAUCGGCCGCAUCGCUCACGGCUGCUGACACACCGUCUUCGUCCUCGUCGGCCACGUUCGCUACGUCCACGGCGAUCUCUCGUUCUACCAGCGCAACGAGCUCCGAACCCUCGCCCACUGCUGCCGCGCUCGAUGUCGAGGUCGUCCCGAACAGGGCGUCCUCGUCUGCCGUCACCUCGUCUGUCGUUACUUCAUCUGUGGCCGCGUCGUCUGCGCAUUCUCUCGACGCCGAAGCUGUUGCUUCAUCUAUCGCUGCUUCCUCAAGCGCUGCAUCUUCGAGUGCUGCCUCGUCGACCACUGUCUCCAGCACGGAUGCAUCCCUUUCGGCUGCCGCUGCGUCAGCCUCGACCGCUGCUAGCUCAUCCAUGACUCCGGUUACGUCCGCUACGGCGCCGUACCAGUGGAUGUUCAAAGAGAACACCCGACUUUAA